AUGAACUCACAGGGCAUCACGCGUAAGCGGCCUGCCCCGGGCACCGCCCCGCCAACUCACCCUCAGCUGGUCCAGAAUUAUCAGAGCGUCAACCCGAACGCACAGCUUUCCAAUGAUCAGUUCCUGCAAUGGGGCUCAAACCCAGCCGCCAACAAUGUGAACAACUCCUAUGUUGAUCCAUCCGCCUACAACACCGCCGCAUAUGCAGCCAGCCAGGACCUGACCGCCUCCACAUUGGCUCCCUCGGUAUCAGCAAUCUCCACCAACUCAAACCAGCUAGCGCGUCGUACCCCCCAAAACCAGUUGAUCAGUCGGAGUCGCAGCUAUGAGCAGUCUCCUGUACCUUAUGCUGAUAAUAAUGCUGGGACAGGCGCGGGUGACGGCGCGUGGGGAGAAUCAAUUGAGGAGCUGUACGCUCGGGCUGCAGCUGCGAAGAGAGAGGCUACUUCAAAGAGAAAACAGAUUCCGCCCUUUGUGCAAAAGCUUAGCAGCUUCCUAGAUGAAUCGAAGAACACCGAAUUAAUUCGAUGGUCCGAUGAUGGCAAUUCUUUCAUUGUCCUGGAUGAAGAUGAAUUCGCCCGACGCCUGAUCCCGGAGCUCUUCAAACAUAACAACUAUGCCUCCUUUGUCCGCCAGCUGAACAUGUACGGCUUUCACAAGAAGGUCGGAUUGUCAGACAAUUCCAUGCGUGCCAGUGAGCGCAAGAACAAGAGUCCAUCAGAAUACUCUAAUCCUUAUUUCAAACGGGGUCAUCCAGAACUGCUUUGGUUGAUUUCCAAACCAAAGAACCCGGCUGGUCAUGGUGCCAAAGGCAGCAAGGCUGGGGCCCGCAUCAAGACCGAGGAAGUGGAGGACAAUGAAAUCGACGAGACCGACCGAGAACACGCCCACUUCACCACUUCCCUGCUGAUUCUGCUCACUGAUUCGGCCAUGCCCAAGGAGCGACUUGACCAGGUUGUGCAGUCCCUAAAUGAAAUUCGUAUGCAACAGGCGCGAAUCUCGAGUCACAUUGAGAGCCUGCGUCGGGAUCAUGAAGUGCUGUCUGCCCAAGCUGCCACAUUCCAAGAGCAACACACGCGCCAUGAAAACUCCAUCAAUGCGAUCCUGACCUUCUUGGCAACGGUGUACAAUCGCAGUCUCCAAAAUGGAGACGCAGCGACCAACAUCGCAAGCUCCUUUGCUGGAGCCAUCUCCGGUGACCAGCAGGGGAACAUCGUGGAUAUGGGUGACGAUUUCAGCUUCAACCCUAUGGCAUCGAUGGCUAGUCCAACUGGGCAGCGGACAAUGAAAAGACAGCCACUGCUACUGAAAGCGCCGCCUCCUACGCAUGGAGGCAACCGGGCGACUACCCUUUCCCCAGCUGCGAGUGGAACCUACGAAAGUCGGUCACGCAGUAGUACUCGUCAACCAAGUGCUUCACAACCAGGACACGUGGAAGAAUUACUUGACACCAGUCCUCGUCAAGCUGUCACGAACUUCCCGCCUGGAACCACCUCUGAAGACGACUUACCGCAGAAAGAAAUGAUGUCUGUGAUUCAGAAUUCAAACGCCCGCCACGCGAAUUCAAGCACUCUUAGCCAUUUCCCCGAUGUUCUAGAUUCGCUCGAGAAGGGGGGCAAUGGCGCCAUCACUCCAGGUGUACGUGCCGAUAUGCUCCGCCUAAUGGCCAACAAGACUGGACAUCAUGCCGAUUCGGCCAGCGCAAAUAACGCCUUGAUCUCUCCCACGCCGCCACCGAUGCCACAAGACUAUUCCAAUCGGCUGUCCAAGACUCGACAGCAGAUUGACAGCCUGGCGAGACUACAAGCCCAGCAGGAUCGCUCCGUGCAGGACUUGACUAACUUGCUCCAGCCGUUGAGCCCCACUGGCAACAUCCCGGGCUUGAACAAUGACAGUGCCCCCCCAAUGGACCUCGACCAAAUCUUCGAUGCGAAUUACUUCACCGACAUACCCGGAGCCGCGGCGCAAGUGCCAGAGGUCGAUUCAUCGGCAGCCGGUCUCGGAACCACGGCUCACCAACCUGAUCCCUCGAUCCUCGCUCCAUCGGGUGACAGUGUGGAUGACUUCAUGGCCUUCAAUGACGAGAUCUUGUUCCCGCAGAACCAAACUCCACACAGUCACCAGUCUCAGGAUCCUUCCUACAACUACGGAUUUGACGGAACCGGUUAUGGUGCGGACGCAGGAUCCGGCAACCUGGAUUCCAGCCGCAUCAUCGAGCAGUUGACCGAUAGUGAAGCCACCAGCCCUGCGGCUCCCGCCGAUGAUCCCGACGCCGAGCUUGAUGACGGUGGAAGCGCAGCCAAACGGCGCCGCAAAGUUUGA
This is a messenger RNA of Penicillium oxalicum, 2322 nucleotides long. RefSeq lists its product as uncharacterized. NCBI's taxonomy places the organism in Eukaryota, Fungi, Ascomycota, Eurotiomycetes, Eurotiales, Aspergillaceae. The coding region runs from base 1 to 2322 and encodes 773 amino acids. The transcript is spliced from 3 exons. The record is from RefSeq and is a predicted model, not a curated record. Gene Ontology annotation, biological process: regulation of DNA-templated transcription. Gene Ontology annotation, molecular function: sequence-specific DNA binding; DNA-binding transcription factor activity.